UUUACUAUCAUGAUUAAAAUGCUCUCUACUUUAUAUUUUAUUGCAAAUUGCAGUGUUUUAAGUUAACUAAAGUACAAAAAACAAUGUAGUUCUAACGAUUUAAAAUAAUAUUACGUCUUAACAUGUCGGUCAACGGUUCGAAGAACGAAUUUGCAGAUAAAGUAGCACUACUUUGUUUUGAAAAAUUCAACAACUUGCCAUCGAAGGGUAAACCAAUAUUGGGCAAAGAAUGGACAACGUUGUCCGGGAUCGUCCAGUCGGACGACGAAAACCGUUUAAUGGUUGUCAGUUUGGCUACAGGUACCAAGUGCAUCGGAAAGAGUAAACUCUCCAGUCGAGGAACAGUGGUGAACGACAGCCAUGCUGAGGUCUUAGCACGAAGAGGUCUCGUUCAUUAUAUUCUUGGUCAAAUCAAAUUAGCACGUCAUCAUGACGUUGAGACAAUAUUUGAUGUUUCGUCUCCUAACUGUCGUUUGACACUAAAACCUGGCAUUAAAUUUCAUUUCUUCUCCAGUCAGAUGCCGUGUGGUGACGCGUCAAUAUUUCCUAAAAACGAGGAUUGCAGAAAACGUUCAGCCGAUACAGACAUCGGUUCGAAAGUAAAGAAACAAAAGGUCGACGACAUCCAUCGCACCGGCGCCAAAUGUUUGCUCGAGGAAACCAAGCAAGACCUAAACUUACCGGGGCCUGCGUAUCACACUGUUGGAGCCGUCAGGACCAAACCAGGACGAGGAGAUCCUACACUUUCGAUGUCUUGCAGCGACAAGAUAUUGAGGUGGAACCACAUAGGCGUACAAGGAGCCAUGUUAUCGUUGUUAAUCGACCCAGUGUAUUUGUCUACGAUGGUAAUCAGCGGCCAAUGUCCAUACUCUCAUACGGCUUUGCAUAGAGCUGUUGUCGGCAGAUUGAAUACACCUGGGAAGACGUACCCUAGUUUAUUGCGUUCCAGCUUGAAUUUCCAAGACUCGAAACACAGUAACCCUUUGAGCAAGCCGUGUCCUUCGAGCGUCCUCUGGAGAAUAGGCGACGAGUUCAAUAAUGACGGCUACCACGAAGUACUGGUGGACGGCCGUAAGCAAGGCGUAACGAAAAAGACUAUGGACAAACCAAGUAGCGCGUCAGUGGUUUGUAAGAAAUCGUUGUUUGACACUUUUAAAUCGUUCAAUGAAAAAUAUUCCAGUAUGACGUAUCAAGCAGUUAAAUCUGAGGCAACGGCUUAUAAACAACAAUGGGAUGAAAAGACACAACAACUAGGUUGUUGGACUGAAAAGUCAAAAUCGCUAAUUGAAUUUACAUAGGUCAAGACUAGUCACUGUCGACCCUUUUUUUUUUUUUUUUUUAAAUAUUGAACUGUAUAAUAUUAUAAAAGUGAAUACAUAUUGACCAAAGUGUUUUAUUUACUAAAAAUUAUUUACCUAUUACUAAAAAUGAUGUAUAAGGAAAAAACAUCAUUGUUUUUGUUGUUAAAUAAAAAAAGUUUGUUUUCCAAUAAAUUUACCAUUAGAAAUUA
This is a messenger RNA of Adelges cooleyi (spruce gall adelgid), 1510 nucleotides long. It is a transcript of the gene Adat1, whose product is annotated as tRNA-specific adenosine deaminase 1. The record is from RefSeq and is a predicted model, not a curated record. Lineage: Eukaryota; Metazoa; Arthropoda; Insecta; Hemiptera; Adelgidae. Bases 123 to 1298 code for a protein of 391 amino acids. Gene Ontology annotation, biological process: RNA processing. Gene Ontology annotation, molecular function: RNA binding; adenosine deaminase activity. The transcript has 4 exons.